CGACGGCGACGACGACGGCAACGGCAACGUUAUCCUUGUUGAGAGUUUCGCAAUAUAUUUUUAUUGCAGCAGUCUCAUCGAAAGCGUCGAAGCAACUAAAUCGCAUCGAGAACCAACACACAGAAUCGGGCCUAAAAAGAAACCGAAAGCGGCGGCUGCUGUUUUGUUAAAUGAGUUUGAAAAUAGCAUUUUCACAUGGUCACUGAGUGUGCAGCUAAGUGGCGCUAAGCGACUUUCAGCAUACGGGAAAGCACAAAGUCAAGACCAAGACCACCCACCUAAAAACUCAGCUCACCUCAACUGAAACUAAAACUUAUCUGAAAACUAAAAUAAAGCAAAGCUGUAGUUGAAGCUGUGCUGUAGCCGUAGCUGUAGCUAAAGUUGAGGUAGUAGUUGUAGCUGCAGCUCAAUCUGAAACUGAAACUCAACUUUAAACAGAAGCCGUUAAAACUUUGACUAUAACUAGCAAAAGACGUUGUCAAAUACCUAAGCAAAAAUGAACGAUAGUCGACGCAACACGGCAACGGAAUUCAGUUACAUACUGCAACGGCAGGGAAGCGAUGUGUCCGCUGCUGAGGCUUAUGCAUUCGACGACUUCAACAAUUUAAUGAAGAACGACCAUCAGACACAUCAGCAACAGGGCCAACAACAACUACAGCAGCAGCAGCAGCCACAACAACAUCGCCAGCAGCAAUCAUCGCAGCAGCAACAACAGCAGCAGCAACGAGGGGGCGAUGUCAUGUCCGGCGACACGUUGUCCUCAUUACCACAAGCAUCGUUCAACUAUAUCAACUCCAUCGUUGGCAGCGGCGUCAUUGGCAUACCCUACGCUCUGCACCGCGCUGGCUUCGGUCUUGGCCUCGCUCUGCUCAUCCUGGUCGCCUACAUCACUGACUACUCUCUCAUUCUAAUGGUCAGAUGCGGUCACAUCUGCGGCAGAUUUAGCUAUCCGGGCAUCAUGGAGGCCGCCUACGGCAAAUACGGUUACUAUUUGCUCUCGCUGCUGCAGUUCAUGUAUCCCUUUCUGGCCAUGAUAUCGUACAAUGUUGUCGUGGGCGAUACUCUAUCGAAAGUUUUGGUUCGCUUCUUUCCCUCGUGGGGCGAUUCCAUGGGCGCUGUGCGGCUGGGCGUUGUCUUUUUUGUGACGGUGGGCGUGGUGGUGCCCCUAUGCCUCUAUAAGAACGUCUCACGUUUGGCUCGCGCCAGUUUCGUGAGUCUGGCGUGCGUGGUCUUCAUAUUGUUUGCCGUCAUCCUGAAACUCAUGUCGGGCGAUUAUAAAGUUACGGAUACUGCCGAGUCUUGGCGCUUUGCGAACACAGAUCUAAUACCCGCCACAGGCAUCAUGGUGUUUGCUUUCAUGUGUCAUCACAAUACUUUUCUCGUUUACCAAUCGAUGCGCGAGGCGACCAUGGAACGCUGGGAGAAGGUCACCCACAUCUCAAUUGGCUUUGCCUGGACUGUGGCCGCGCUCUUUGGCAUUGCGGGCUAUUCCACGUUUCGAGCACUGUCUCAAGGCGAUUUGCUGGAGAACUAUUGCUGGGAUGACGACUUGAUGAACUUCUCGCGUGUGCUCUUCUCUGUAUCCAUAUUGCUGACCUUCCCCAUCGAAUGUUUCGUUUCACGUGAGAUUGUGCGCGCUUUGGUGCAUCGUUUUGUGCUGAAGGAGCCCAUCAGUGAGUUCACCGCGGACAAGGAUCCCAACUUGGAGAAGGGCGCUGAAAUCGAUGAGUAUUCGAAAGCCAUUACCUUGGCAAUUGUGUUCAGCGCCUUCAUUAUAUCGCCCAUGACCGACUGCCUCGGUUCUGUGUUGGAAUUGAAUGGUCUACUGGCAGCCAUACCUUUGGCAUAUAUACUGCCCGGCCUGGCCUACAUACAAAUGGAACCGCAUGCGCUAUUCAGCCGGGAGAAGCUUCCCGCCUUGGGUCUGGUUGUGUUCGGAGCACUGGUCACCAUACUGGGAGCUGCGGUGCUGUUGCCCGGACUAAUGGGCGGCGAUUGCCGUUCGGAUAUUGUGAUGGGAUAUUGCCGGCAGGAGUUUCAAAAUGCCACCAUGAGGAAUUGAGCAAUGCACGUGUAAGCAAACGGAGGAGAAAAAGGAGUGGAGCAGGAAAAUUGGAGAAGCCAAAAGUCAUUAGUUUAGUCAUAAGCAUUGGCAAUACAUUUGCAUUAAGGAUGGCAAAUUGUGGUAAUCUUUUUCAUUGGGUUUGCUUAAUCUUUGUUUUUGGUUUUUGGAUUUUGGGUUAAUGCACCGUAUCAUAACAAUAUGUUAGAUUUUGGGAAAUAGAGGGCGAAACACGACGAAUGAAUAUCUGUACCUGAGUCUCUUAAUGUGCAACGUAUCUGCUAGCUAGAUGUAUCUGAAAAGUGUUUAGUAGAUGUAAUGCGAGCUAUUUGAAACCUGAAUCUCAGUACAAAGCGAAACGUAAUGAAACGAAAGAAAACAGCAAAUUGUUAUAUCAUAUGUACUUAUAUGCACCACAAAUCAAAUCGAACUAUUUCUGUAUCAAUUUAAGAGAAUUCCUCCAACAAGGGAUUGUUAAUGUGAAGUGAAGUGAAUUGAAUUGUAGUGCAAGUUCCUUGAUCUUUAGCAAAGUCGGUCUCUAAUGCAUGCAAAUUUUCGAAUAGUUGUUAUUGUAAUUACCAAAACGAGAAACCAAAACCAAAUAAACAAAUGUAGGCAUUAGUGUAGUUUGAAAAUAUAUUUGGGCACCAAUAUACACACAAUACAGACAAACAAAAAACAGAAAUUUCAAGAUGAGCGAGAGAUGUGUACUAGUAUUUGAAAUUGAAUGAAAAAUAAUCAAAAGUAUUAUACCAAAAGAAAAUAAUUUGUAACUAUCUAUAUACGAAUUAUAUACAUACGAUAUAAAGAAAAAUAUGUAUAUGUGGCAUAAAGUACAGUUAUCGUAUCGAAUUAAAUCAUAUUUAAACGUUUUAUAUAUAUGUAUACAAACUGUAGAGAAAUUGCUUCAGCUCCAAAAUGUGACUAAGCUUUAAAAAACAAAACACACACGAAACCAGAGGUACAUGAAACAUAAAGACAUACAAAACUAGAUUCCACUUUCAUCGAAUUAUACAUAUUAUACUACAUAUAUAUAUAUAUAUAUACAAUAUAUAUAUUAUAUACUUAAAACUUAUUUUAGGGAACAACAACAGUUUUAAGUUGUUUAACAAAUGGCACUGAUUAUAUUUUGCAUACUUAAAAUAUAUAUUUAUAUUUAUAUUUAUAUUGACAUGUAUCCUCGCAGAUUGAGAAAGUUAAAGUAUUAAGAAAAUUCGGUAAAAUAAUCCAAUGCAUUUACGAAAUAAAAUUGUAUAUUUCAGUUAAUUCAAAUCGAAGGCAGCUGAUCAAGUCAUUAAUUUAAUUUAGAAAUCUGUCAUAAUCUCAUAUCAGAUUAUUCAUAUUUGAAUUCAGAUUAUAAUACCUUCUUUUCUCUUAAAUGUUCUGAGCAGAAAUCAAUAAUCAAAAAGGUAAAAUAAUUGAAUCUAUUAGUUUAAAUUAAACUCAACAACUCAAAACAAAAAGCUUUAAAAUGCAUAAUUAAUAGUUGUUAAAGAGUGUUCUAUCUGCGAGGGUAUUCGAUAUUCGGUAUACCGAAUAAAACUAUACUUUGGUGUUAUGUACGUAUAUUUUUUGUAUGUAUAUUUUGUGUUAUGUUUUCGAUAUAAUGCACGACGAUUAUGUAAAUACAUAUUUGUAUUUGUAUUUCUAUGUAAUUUUUGAUAUGAUUAAAGAGAUUAUACCACAUAAUAUUGAACAUACUCGUACUUCUAUACUAAAAGAACACAACAAUGCUCACUCUUCUUCUUACUGGUUACUGGGAACCAAAAGUUAAUUCGGAUUUUCUAUUAUUUGAAAUUAUUGAAAACUAUAACUCUAUCCUAAGAGCUUAACGACAACAACAGCAACAACAAAACACAAAAACAUAUCAUGCCAAAUAAGAAAAUGGAACACUGGACAUAACCAAGGGCUUUUCUAUGAUACUUUUUACAACAACAAAACUCGAUCAAUGCUUUUACACUUGAACAGAAACAAGAACAAACAGAAGAAACACACAAAAAGAGAAAUUUGUACAUACACUUUAUAGAGCUGGUCUGCGGAACUAUCCCCAAUAUAUAAACCACAUACUUACAUAUAUACUAUAUACUCGUAUGUAUAAUGAUAUUUUCAUCUAUCUGAAUGUCUUAGUGUGCAGAGAGCUACGAGAUGCAGAUCAGUUCUACGAUAUUGAAAUAUUGACAUAUAUAUCACAGAGAAAUUAUUGUAGAGAAUCUCGAUGCUCUGAGCGUAGAAUUUGUUGCAUAUAUUUACAUAUAAAGAGUAUAUAGGUUAUAUGCAUAAAAGAUUAAUCAAAUUUCAUUCGAAUUAGCAUAUGUGUAAGCAUAAUUCUAAUAAACAAACUAAAGAAUGUAUUUUAGAAAAAUGCAAUAAACCAAAAAACAACAAACAACCAAAAAAAAUAACAACUGUGGUUUUUCGCUUAUCAUCAGCUUAUCACUCGCAUAGUUUUUCUGCUUAGUUCCCAGCGCAUUCUUGGACUCGGUUUGCGGUUUGUG
Messenger RNA from Drosophila albomicans, 4557 nucleotides. Its product is annotated as putative sodium-coupled neutral amino acid transporter 11. Gene Ontology annotation, biological process: amino acid transmembrane transport. The record is from RefSeq and is a predicted model, not a curated record. The coding region runs from base 497 to 2062 and encodes 521 amino acids. Gene Ontology annotation, molecular function: amino acid transmembrane transporter activity. The transcript has 11 exons. NCBI's taxonomy places the organism in Eukaryota, Metazoa, Arthropoda, Insecta, Diptera, Drosophilidae.